Molecule: messenger RNA, 1620 nt
Organism: Paramecium pentaurelia
Lineage: Eukaryota; Ciliophora; Oligohymenophorea; Peniculida; Parameciidae
Source: the annotation of a GenBank genome assembly
AUGAUUGAUUAAACUAGUCCUUAAUCAAUUACAACAUAAAAAUUAUGUUUAAGAUUAGGAUAUGAUCCAAAUGAUCUUAUUUAUAAGUAUAUUUAUAAACUCUAUCUUUUUAGAUCAAUAGAGUAAUUUCCAUCAGUCUCACCAGAAGUUUAAUAGAUGAAAUACAAUCAUUAUAAAAAUAGAAUAAUGAGUAUAAACUUUGAUUAUAAAAAAAGGGAUCAUUAAUGAAAUAUAAGCAACUAAAUAAAGGCACAAAUUAGGAGAUUAAUCUCUUAAGUAAAUUACUUUCAAUCAAUAAGAUAACAAGUAUGAAUUCUUUAUAAUUUAAGUUUUUCAAAUUUCAGUGAAGAGAGUGUUAUGAUUGAGGAAAAAAAGGAGAAAAAAAGUUUAUCAAGAUAAAAAAUAUUGCAAAAUCUAAUUUAUUAAUAAUUAGAAGGUGAAAAAAAGAAUGUUGAGUAUUUAUAGAAACAAAAUUAAAAAUAAUAACAUAAAUAAUAAAGAAAAAGUGAAACUAGUUUUAAUAAAAAAAAGGAAAGAGAUAGUUAUAAAAAUAAAUCUAAUGAAGAGAUAGAUGAAUUUGAAAAAAGGAAUCAAUAUUUUAUAACAUGUAUAGAAAAUGAAUCCAGAAUAUAAGAAUAAUUGUAAGGAAGAUUUUUAAAAAAGAAUUUUAAACAUGAUAAUUAUACUGAAAGAGCAUAAGAGAAGAGAAAAUAAUAGGAGAGUUUAUUUUAAUAAACCAUUACUGAAAGAUUGAAUAAAUUACAAUAAAAAGGUAUGAAUGUUUUAAUCAAGAAACCUAGGCUUAAACAAAAGUUGAAUUAUACAAAAAAGAUAUGAGAAAUUAUUUUGCCUUAAAAAAUAGUUAGAUAAUUAAUAAAUAAGAAAAAAGGUCUCAAUUAAUUUAAUUUGAGUAAUAGUAAUAUCUUAAAGAAUAAUGUGAAAAAAUGAAAAAAUUCUAAGAAAAUAAAUCUUAAUUAAUUUUAGAAGAGAAAAAGAAAUAUAAAGAAAAAAAAGAGAAAUAUAUAUAAAUGUUAAGAAAAUGUAAAGAAAGUAAUUUUGAAUAAUAAAAUGUAUGAAUAUUGUUUAAAUAAGAAACAUUAAGAAGGAUUCAGCAAUACAUAUUAAUAAUUAAUAUAGAAACAAGAAUAAGUUAUAUAAAAUAAAGAGAGGUUACUUGAAUAGAAAUCAUUAGUGUUAAAAGAUAAAUUAUAAUUAAAUUUAGAAGAUGUUGAAUUUAAUAGAGCCCAUGCAUAAAGAAUAAAAUUAAAUACAUAAGUUAAAUUAAAUGGAAAUAAGGAUGCAAAGUCAUAAUAAUCAAGUAGAACCUCUGAUACAUGGAGAAUGAAAACUUAAUUGAUUUAAAAAGAAUCAGAAAUAUCAUUAUGGGAAAAAGCUAAGGUAGCUGCAUCUUUGUUUAAAGAUCCAAUUUAAUAUGAACAAUAUGUUGAACAAUAAUAAAUGAUUUUAUUAAAAAAAAAAAAGUCGUUGGAUUAAAAGUUUGCUUAAGCUGCAUCAAUAAUAUAAGAAAUAUUACCUAAAAAUGAAGCAGAGAAAUUACUUAUGCCAUCAGGAUUGAAAACUUUUAUAGAACAAUAAAGUCGUAUCAAAACAUAAAAAUGA